Molecule: messenger RNA, 1480 nt
Organism: Orcinus orca (killer whale)
Lineage: Eukaryota; Metazoa; Chordata; Mammalia; Artiodactyla; Delphinidae
Product: olfactory receptor 10V1
Exons: 1
Coding region: 94-795 (233 amino acids)
Biological process (GO): G protein-coupled receptor signaling pathway
Cellular component (GO): membrane
Molecular function (GO): G protein-coupled receptor activity; olfactory receptor activity
Source: RefSeq, a predicted model, not a curated record
UUGAUACAAAAAACUGCAAAGAUACUAUUCUUCUUUCGUCCAUUCUCAGCUGACCCAAAGGUACAGGUGGUGAUUUCUGUGGCUUUCCUGGUGAUGUACCUGACCAGCCUCAGUGGAAAUGCCAUCAUUGCAGUUACUGCCCAGAUCAACCACUCUCUCCACGCCCCCAUGUACUUUUUCCUGGCUAACUUGGCAGUUCUGGAAAUCUUCUAUACAUCCUCCAUCACCCCACUGGCCUUGGAAAACCUUCUUUCAAUGGGCAAAACUCCUGUUUCUAUCACUGGAUGUGGCACCCAAAUGUUUUUCUUUGUCUUCUUGGGUGGGGUUGAUCGUGUCCUGCUUGCAGUCAUGGCUUAUGACCGGUUUAUAGCAAUCUGCUACCCUCUACGAUACACCCUCAUCAUGAGCUGGCCCUUGUGUGUGGAGUUGAUGGUAGGAUCCCUGGUACUGGGGUUCCUGCUGUCGCUGCCACUGACUAUUUUAAUCUUCCAUCUCCCAUUCUGCAACAACAGCGAAAUCUACCACUUCUACUGUGACAUGCCUGCCGUCGUGCGCCUGGCUUGUGCAGACACACACGUUCACCAAACUAUCAUCAGCUUCAUCGUCCUAAGCAUCCCCCUCUCAGUAACCUCCAUCUCCUACAUCUUCAUCGUGGAAGCUCUUUUACAGAUCCAGUCAGCAGAAGGGCACCACCGAGCCUUCCCCAACCUGCUCUUCUCACAUCUUAGUGGUCCUCCUGCAGUAUGGCUGCACCAGCUUUAUAUACUUGUCCCCCAGUUCCAGCUACUCUCCUGAGAUGGACCCGGUGGUGUCUGUGGUCUACACUUCUCUCACUCCCAUUUUAAACCCCUUGAUCUAUAGUAUGAGGAACAAGGAAUUGAAAGAUGCCCUAAGGAGGGCACUAAGCGCGUUUUAGGUAGGAUGGUUCUACGACUUAUUUAAAUCAGGACACUUCUGAGAAUGAAAUGGGAUGCAGUUAAUAAUUAUGCUGGGAUGAUAUACAUGAGCCAGGACUGUCCUCAACAAACUGAGACAUAGUAUUCUAGAAGAAUAAUGAAUGCACCGGAGGAAAUGAAUACUACUAAUUGAAAUAAAGCUUUAUCACAUAGGGUAACAUGAUGUCCUGGGCAUGGAUGGAGGACCUUCAGCAUUUAUUUAUUGGACCUCUACUGCGUCCUAGGUACUUUAUGUGGGUUAUUUCACUCAGCCUAUAAUAAGUAUAAUUGUCUUCAUUUUUAGAAAAGAAAACUAAAGUAGCUAACAAAAGACAUACCCAGGAUGAGAACACGAGUAUUCGGAAAUCUAAAGACUAAGCUGUCUUCACACAAUGACACUCCCCUUGUUCUAAGCUCGCUCUGCCAGUAAGAAUAUACGUUACCUCGUGCAAGUUUCUCCAUCUCUCUAGGCUUCAGUUUCCUUAUUUCUGAAGUGGCAGAGAUGUGUUCCUUCCAAGGUCAUAACAUUAUGUUCUAAAUAUUGG